AUGUCGGCAACUGCGCAAGCGAGCGGAGGCGGAGGCGAGGCCACCUUCAGAGACAAGGAGAAGCCCGUCGCCGUACGAUCUUCCAACAUUGUCGCAGCUAGAGCCGUCGCUGAUGCCAUCCGAACCUCGCUUGGCCCUCGUGGCAUGGACAAGAUGAUUCGAAGCGGAAAGGGAGAGACCAUAAUCACGAACGAUGGAAAUACGAUGUUGAAGAGCAUGUCGGUCAUGCACCCUACGGCCAAGAUGCUGGUCAACCUCUCCACAGCCCAGGAUGUUGAAGCUGGUGACGGUACGACAUCAGUCGUCGUCAUCUGCGGAAGCUUGCUCGGUGCUGCGGACAGGCUACUCAACAAGGGUAUCCACCCUUCAGUUAUUUCGGAGGCCUUCCAAAGAGCGGCCGCCGCCUCGGUCGAGAUCCUUCACGAAAUGUCCCAGCCGAUCCAACUCACCGAUACCUCCGCCCUUCUCCAAGCCGCCAACACCUCCCUCUCGUCCAAGAUCGUCUCCCAAUACUCCAACCUUCUCGGCCCCAUGGCGGUGAACUCGGUCGUCAAGACGAUAGAUCUCAAGACGGCGGAUAACGUGGAUCUGAAGAACAUUCGAAUAGUCAAGAAGGUCGGCGGAACCAUCGAGGACAGCGAGCUUGUUGAUGGCCUAGUAUUAGAGCAGCCCGUACUGAAGGGUGCAGGCGGUCCUGUGAGGAUGGAGAAGGCGAGGAUUGGUCUCAUCCAGUUCCAGCUUAGUCCUCCCAAGCCUGAUAUGGAAAACACAAUUGCCGUCAACGACUAUAGGCAAAUGGACAAGAUCGUCAAGGAGGAACGACAAUACCUCCUCAACCUAGUCAAGAAGAUUAAGAAGGCGAAGUGCAAUGUUUUGCUCAUCCAGAAGUCGAUUCUUCGAGACGCUAUCAACGAUCUCUCGCUUCACUUCCUGGCCAAGCUCAACAUUCUUGCGGUAAAGGACAUCGAGAGGGAUGAGGUGGAAUUCAUCUGCAAGUCCACGGGCUGCAAGCCCAUCGCCGAUAUCGACUCCUUCACCGAAGACAAGCUAGGAAGCGCCGACCUCGUCGAGGAGGUCCAAUCAUCCGGCUCGCGCAUGGUCAAGGUUACGGGCACCAAGUCGGCGGGCAAGACAGUGUCCGUGGUGGUGCGGGGCGCUAACUCCCUCAUCCUCGACGAGGCCGAGCGCAGUCUCCACGAUGCCCUUUGUGUCGUGAGGUGUCUGGUCAAGAAGAAGGCUCUCAUUGCCGGAGGCGGUGCGCCGGAAAUCGAGAUCGCGGCGCAGCUCUCCAAGCAGGCCAGGACGCUCACCGGCGCCGAGGCGAUCUGCUGGAAGGCGUUCGCCGAGGCGCUGGAAGUUAUCCCGACGACCCUAGCCGAGAACGCCGGUCUUAACAGCAUCAAGGUCGUCACGGAGCUACGACACAGGCACGAGAUGGGCGAGAAGAACGCGGGCGUGAGUAUCAAGUCGGGCGGCGUCAACUCUAAUAUUGCCAAGGAGAAUGUGCUUCAGCCGUUGUUGGUUAGCACGAGCGCUAUUGAGCUGGCGGCGGAGACUGUCAAGAUGAUUUUGCGUAUUGAUGAUAUAGCACUCAGUAGGUGA
Molecule: messenger RNA, 1602 nt
Organism: Scedosporium apiospermum
Lineage: Eukaryota; Fungi; Ascomycota; Sordariomycetes; Microascales; Microascaceae
Product: T-complex protein 1 subunit delta
Exons: 4
Coding region: 1-1602 (533 amino acids)
Biological process (GO): protein folding
Cellular component (GO): chaperonin-containing T-complex
Molecular function (GO): ATP-dependent protein folding chaperone; ATP binding; ATP hydrolysis activity
Source: RefSeq, a predicted model, not a curated record